Messenger RNA from Mauremys mutica (yellowpond turtle), 2239 nucleotides. RefSeq names its product PHD finger protein 1 (gene PHF1). Lineage: Eukaryota; Metazoa; Chordata; Testudines; Geoemydidae. Gene Ontology annotation, biological process: chromatin organization; regulation of DNA-templated transcription. Gene Ontology annotation, cellular component: nucleus. The record is from RefSeq and is a predicted model, not a curated record. Gene Ontology annotation, molecular function: chromatin binding; DNA binding.
AUGGCCUGCUCUAUCUGGGUGGAUGCUUCACGGCAGGUGCGCCAGGUGCAGUUUGAGGACAAUUCCCAGUUCCUGGUGCUCUGGAAGGACAUUAACCCUGCCGCUGUGCCCGGAGAGGAGCAGAUCUGCUGUGUGUGUUACUCGGAGUCCGUGAGCCCAGAGAACCAGUUGGUGCGGUGUGAGAAAUGUGGGCACACCUACCACCAGGAGUGUCACCUGCCCAGAGUGCUGGAUGCGAGCAGCGAUGGGGCUGGGGUGCUUGGUGCAUGGAUGUGCCGGCAGUGUGUCUUCGCUGUGGCCACCAAGAGGGGUGGUGCACUCAAGAAAGGCCCCUAUGCCAAGGCCAUGUUGAGCAUGAAGCUGGUGCUGCCCUAUCAGCUCAAGGCUCUGGAGUGGGAUCCAGCACACCUGACCAAUCGACAGCAGUGUUACUGCUACUCGUGGAGGCCCCGUGGAGAGUGGAACCUGAAGAUGUUGCAGUGCUGCAGCUGUGCCCAGUGGUUCCAUGAGGCAUGUACCCAGUGUCUGAGCAAGCCACUGCUUUAUGGAGACAGAUUUUAUGUCUUUGAGUGCUGUGUCUGCACUGGGGGCCCUGAGAGCGUACGGAGACUUCCCCUGAGAUGGGUGGACGUGGCCCAUCUCAUUCUCUAUCAUUUAUGCAUCUGCUGCAAAAAGAAAUACUUUGACUUUGAGCGGGAGAUUCUGCCAUUUGCCAGCGAGAACUGGGACAACCUGCUGCUGGGAGAGGUGGGGGAUACACCCAAGAGGGAUCGGUACAGCCAAUUGCUGAGUGCCCUGAGCAGCCACAAAGACAGGUUUAUUUCAGGGAAGGAGAUCAAGAAGCGGAAGGGUCUCUUUGGGCUCCACAUACGAGUGCCACCUCCUGCACCUCAGUGCCCUGGGGGCCAUGAUGGCUCCACGGCUCAGCAGCCCCCCCUUACUGACAGCAGCUUCCUUUCAGGGCAGGGCAGCAGUGGGGCAGGGCGCCGGAGGCCACGGAGGCGCAAAGUCCCCCCAGAACCCACAGAUACCAUGGAGCUGAGGAGCAGCAGGGAGAAGUGGCAGCUGGACAGAGCCCUCACCCAGGAGGUGGUGGAGACCCCAGUCAGUGCUAGCCAGACAUACUGUGGCUACAGCGGCACCUCCAGCACCUACAACUUCCGCCGCACUGACGCCCGCUGCCUGGAGAGUGCUCCCAUCAGGAUGUUUGCCUCCUUCCACCCAUCUGCCAACACUGCCCGGACCCUGAGGAGCACCACUGCCAGCCCGGACUCCCGCGAAGCACCUGUGCCGGAGAGCGAGAGCCCUGAGCAUCCCCCUGCCCACACUCCACUGCCCCAUGCAAACUACCCAGCCCCCACCACCAAGCACCAGCCAGAGCCCCUGGCCUCCCCUUCCUCCUCCAGUGCUCUGUGCCCAGGCCCUGCCCCCACCAGCAGUAGCUACUUUGGAGCCAUGGGGCGCCUGGCUCGCGGGGAGGCUGUCCGCAUCCUGGCCCGCAGGGUCACCCUCGAUGGCACUGUCCAAUACCUGGUGGAAUGGGGUGGAGGGGGUAUGUUCUGAGUGGGAGGGGAAGUGCCAGAGACAGCCCCUCUAUUGGGGCUGCAGAGAGUUGUUGGCCUUCUUCUCUUCCCUCCCUCCACUGAGCAGAGUGCAACUCCCAGGAGCCCCCAGGACAGAGUAGUGUCAGGCCUCUCUCCUGGGGAGGUGAUGGGUUUGUCCCUCUCUGACAGCAGUGGGGAUUGCAGUGUAGUGGGGGGGGGGGCUCUCACCCUCAGCUUGGAUAUAAGGCAGGAACUGCUUAGUCCUGCUCAAAGAAGGGCCCUAGGAUGGAUGGGUGUGUGGGGGGGGGGGGUAUUCCCUGCUCCCACCAGGCAAAUGCUUCAUUGUAUUCAAAGGGUUUAUUUUCUUGUUGCAUUUUUAUUAUUCUGUAAAAAUUCUAUUUAAAGAAGUGCGAUGGGGGGAGGACAGAGCGUGGGGCACCCUGCCACAGUGGGGCUGUCCAAGGCAGAAUGGGGGCACAGGAAUAGGAGGUGACAGCUCCCCACGGCCUGGGAGGAGAGGGGUGCCCCAGCACAGUCAUCCAUCCUGCUUGUAAUCUGCUGUACAGAUGGCAUAUGUUCCCCUCCCCACAGGCCAGCUGUGCCCUCUCCCCCAUCCCUGUGUGCUGAUGCUGUUGUCACCACCACCAUUCUGACUGUACAAACUGACACCUGCAAUAAAGAGCUUGCUGCAGCCA